Molecule: messenger RNA, 2829 nt
Organism: Astyanax mexicanus (Mexican tetra)
Lineage: Eukaryota; Metazoa; Chordata; Actinopteri; Characiformes; Acestrorhamphidae
Gene: morc3b
Product: MORC family CW-type zinc finger 3b
Exons: 17
Coding region: 112-2460 (782 amino acids)
Cellular component (GO): nucleus; PML body
Molecular function (GO): ATP hydrolysis activity; zinc ion binding
Source: RefSeq, a predicted model, not a curated record
UCAGCGAGUGCGCGUGCACGCAGAGGAGCGCGCGCUCUGAGAGUGUUCGGACAGUGACCGUUACAGCAGCUCCGCGAAAAUACGCGUUAUUUUACACAAAAAAACUAAAUAAUGGAGACUUAUAAACGGAAUGGGAUACCCCUGAGCACACUCAAUCCUAAAUUCCUGCACACUAAUUCCACCAGCCAUACCUGGCCCUUCAGCGCCAUUGCUGAGCUAAUAGACAAUGCUUACGACCCAGAUGUCUGUGCCAAGCAGUUCUGGAUAGACUGGACGCGCAUCAAAGGGCUGGACUGCCUCUCAUUCAUGGAUAAUGGGGCAGGCAUGAACAGAGCCAGACUACAUAAGAUGCUUAGCUUUGGUUACAGUAACAAGGAAGCUGUGAAAGACCAUAUUCCAGUGGGCAUCUAUGGCAAUGGCUUUAAAUCAGGCUCCAUGCGUCUGGGGAUGGAUGCUAUUGUUUUUACGAAGACCAAAAAAAGUAUGAGUAUAGGUCUGCUGUCUCAGUCUUACCUGCAGGCCAUUAAAGCCCAAAAGAUCAUGAUCCCUAUUCUCACCUUCAGACGGGAUGAGCAAAACUUACCAGAAGACGGAGCCAGUUUGGAUGCUAUCCUUAAGUAUUCCCUAUUUAACACAGAGAAGGAGCUGUUCUCUGAGUUGCGUGCCAUCAUUUCUGCCGGACCCACUGGCACACGCAUCAUUAUCUGGAACCUGCGCACGACCACAAGCGGCGAGACAGAAUUUGACUUUGAAACAGAUAAAUAUGAUAUUCAGAUUCGAGCGAAUGCCAGCGAAAACACCAGUGACAGUCUGGCAAUGAUGCCAGAAAGUAGAUAUUCUCUAAGAGCAUACUGUAGCAUUCUGUACCUGAAACCACGUAUGCAGAUUAACAUUAGAGGACAGAAAGUGAAAACCCAGCUUAUCUACAAGAGUCUGGCUCAUAUCGCCAAUGACCACUACAGACCUCCAUACCUAACCAAGCGCAUUCGGAUCACGUUUGGGUUCAACACUAAAAGAAGGGAGCAUUAUGGCAUCAUGAUGUACCAUAAAAAUAGACUUAUCAAAGCUUAUGAAAAAGUGAGCUGCCAGCGCAGGGCAGAGAGAAAUGGUGUUGGAGUCAUUGGUGUGAUUGAAUGUAAUUUUCUCCAACCAACGCACAACAAGCAGGACUUUGAUGACACAGAUCAAUACAGGAAAACCAUGCAUAACCUAAGCGUGAAACUGGAAGAGUACUGUAAUGAGAUCCGAUACAAACGCAAGAAAGAGGACCCAAAAUGCACCAUUCCAAUAGAAGAUACAGUGAAAGUUCCGGAUCAGGUCUGGGUCCAGUGUGACAGCUGCCUGAAGUGGAGACGACUUCCAGAUGGCUUUGACUGCAGCCGCCUUCCAGAGAAAUGGUUCUGCAACAUGAACCAUGACACACAAUUUAGGAGUUGCAUGGUGGAAGAGGAGCUCAAUGAUGAAGAAGAGAAGCUAAAGUCAUACCCUAAACCCUUCAAACGCCAGAAAAGGAAUAGCAAAAGUCUACAAGAGGAGAAUGUGCCAGAGGGACUAGAGACUUCAAGCCCAGUAUCUCCUCUGCCAGCCAGGCAGCCCAAGAACACUGUGUCCGGGGAAAUGUAUCAGUCUGAACACAGUCCAUCUCUGGAUCACAGACCACAGCUCCCUCUAGUCAAUCUCAGUGCCCUCUCUAAUCCACGAAAAAGGAUAAAAUGGAAACGCACUUUAACUGAAGAGGAGUCCACAGCAGGAAGCAUUGUAUCAUGGGAUCCUUUUUCUCCUGAAGCAGCUGGCACUUCCACUCACCCACAUUUCAGUCCUGAGGUGAAGGAAAAGAACAAAAAAUCUGAGGUAGUGGGAAAUUUGAAUUCAGAUAAACAGAUGAACAAUGAAGAAAACCAAAUCACAGAAAGGUUUGAGCCGUACCAGGAGCCUGUUGAGGAGGAUGAAGAGGGGCAAGAGAGAGAGGAGUUAACCUCCACAGAUCUACCACAGUCUGACUCUAAACAAGAGUCAGAAAAUGCAUGUGACACUGAGGAGGAGCUUUGGAGGCAGGAGAAGGACAGACUGAUGGAUAUGUUGAGGGAGGCUGUGGAGGAGAGGGAUAUGUGCAAGGAGGAGCUGGAGGUGAUUCGUGGGCAAUGUGCUGCCCUAGAAGAUGGGAGGAGUCAACUUCUGAGCAGGCUAGACAAGGUUGAAGAAGAGAAAACCAGGCUCUCGACCCUGUGUGAUCAGCUUAAGUCCAAACUGAAGAUGCUGAAAACAGAGAUGGAUGAUAAAGAAGACAGUGCCCUCAGACAAGAGAGGAUGAAGCUGAGGAAUUUGCGAGUCAGCCUGGGUCAUCUGCUAGUGUCCUUCAUGCCUGCUCUCAGCCUGGAGCAGGUGGACUUCAGUAGUGACAUCAUUGAUGAGCUCCUUAAACAGGUCCUACAGGAAGUCACUCAGAGCAGCGUAACGUAAAUCUUAAUUUUUAACCUUGACACAGCCUGCAACAGUUGUAUUUAACAGUCUCAUUUAAUUGUUUAACUUGUAAUUUACAUGUUUAUUAUUUUACUAUCCUACAUUUAUUACUAAAAGCAUUUUUGCUUUUCAUUUUUGAUUAUUUGUAAUGAGUUUCUUUUGCUUGUAUGAUUGUUUAAUUAUUUUAUGUACUCUUAAUAUUUUUUAAUAUUAUUGUGUUCUCUGCUGAACUGUUCUUAUUUCAAAGAGCUUGCUAUACGUUUGAGUUCUAAUUUUAUUCUGGUAAUUCCUUGUGUGUAAUGCUUGGCUACAUUAUAAAUUUACAGUUUAAGUUUAUAUAAAGGUGGAUUGAUGUCUUUAUACCCGAAA